Messenger RNA from Melanaphis sacchari, 868 nucleotides. RefSeq lists its product as uncharacterized. The record is from RefSeq and is a predicted model, not a curated record. The transcript has 2 exons. NCBI's taxonomy places the organism in Eukaryota, Metazoa, Arthropoda, Insecta, Hemiptera, Aphididae. The coding region runs from base 310 to 837 and encodes 175 amino acids.
UCUAGAAGGUAGAUAGCUCUAGUAGUUUAAAUAAAAUUAUUAUGAUGUAAAUAAUAGUAUAGUAAAUAACAAUAUGUUUUUCGGUGUAUCGUCACCAAGGUUUAAGAUAGUGAAGUGUAACAGUGAUAAUCGCUAGAACCAUAGAUAAUAAAUAUAAACAUAGAUGACCAUAACUCGCACGGUUAAUAGAAAUAUCCAUUAACCGUACAUAAUUCGUAGGUAUCUUCUGUAAUCAAAUUGUAUCCUAUCAACAGAUAACAAUUAAAAGUUAAUACUUAAUUUUCAUAUUUAUUUUAAUUUAUAUUAUUUAUGUUAACAAUUCACAUCUUACAAUUAAAUUUAAUUAAGUAUCGAAGAUUGGAGAAAAUGGAUAAAAAUGAAGGAGGCAUUAAGUUUAUAAAUUGCAUUGGUUCAGACAUUAAUAUUUGGAAAAAAAGACCACAUGAUGAAGAUUUUGAAUUUGAAACUUGUUUACUGUAUGAUGAACCUGAAUAUCAUUUUGAUGAUCCAAAAGAUAUUAAUACUAGUUGGACAUUUUUUGACCAUAUAACAAAAAGAUAUUUAUUAGGGAAUGGAAAAAAAAUUGUUCAUUACCAAAAAUAUGAAUGUCCACCAAUCAUAGUUAAAAUUAAGACUCCAUUAUAUACUUUGCAAGAACUUUGCACGUAUAUAAUUUCUAGAAGACUUUUAGCUAACAACAUUAGAGAUGUAGCAAUUGAUGAAUUGAAAUUACCCCAACAGUUAAAAGUUGAUAUAAAGAGUUGUGUAAAUGAUUUAAAAAAAAAAUAUGAAGAAGGUGGAGAUGAUUUCUGUUAUCAUGAAGAAUAUGGUUAUUAAAAUCUUUUAAACAGAUUUUAUCCAUAUUUUA